Molecule: messenger RNA, 2759 nt
Organism: Austrofundulus limnaeus
Lineage: Eukaryota; Metazoa; Chordata; Actinopteri; Cyprinodontiformes; Rivulidae
Product: SEC14-like protein 1
Biological process (GO): negative regulation of RIG-I signaling pathway
Cellular component (GO): cytosol; cytoplasm
Molecular function (GO): RIG-I binding
Source: RefSeq, a predicted model, not a curated record
GGGCGGUGGAAAAUAACCGGAGCUAACACUGAACGGAACGGGGAGGAGAGGCAGAGAAACCUUGGUGCUGUCCUCCUGAGAGCUCUGCUCCACAUCAGGGGAGGACCAACUAUUUAUCAUUUAUUCGUAACAGCUGUUUAUUUGUAAAGAGAGCUUUUAAUCAAAUGGUUAGCACCAUGAUGGCUACAUGCUCCUGCUACAGUUAGCAUAACAAAGCUAACUCGUUAAAUAGCCACGGAGCCGGCUGAGUGAGGAGCCGGGGAGGAGCGGAAUGGCAAGAAUUCACUCGGGUUGCCCUUCCAGAAGAGACCACGACUGACCCGACUAAACAAGUCCACAUUUGUUUCUCUCCGAGUCGCUGGUUGUUGGUGUUACUGUAAUCCCCAUCAUGGUGCAGAAGUAUCAGUCACCUGUGCGGGUGUAUAAGCACCCCUUUGAGCUGGUGAUGGCGGCGUAUGAGCGGCGCUUCCCCACCUGCCACCUCAUCCCCAUGUUUGUGGCGAGCGACAUCGUAGAUGAGGAGAAAAGCGAAGACGGUUCCACCCACAYGGUCGAGCGCCGCUGUGCCCUGGAUGUUGACGCUCCACGCCUUCUUAAAAGGAUUGCAGGCGUCGACUACAUUUACUUCAUCCAGAAAAACACUCUGAACAGAAAGGAGAGGACGCUGCAGAUCGAAUCCCACAAUGAGACCUUUUCCAACAGGAUCGUCGUCCACGAGACCUGCUGCUAUUCGGUCCACCCGGAGAACGAGGACUGGACGUGUUUUGAACAAACAGCCAGUUUGGACAUCAAGUCCUUCUUUGGCUUUGAAAGCACRGUGGAAAAGAUUGCAAUGAAGCAGUAUGCUAGUAGUAUCAAAAAGGGAAAAGAAAUCAUAGAGUUCUACCUGAAGGAGCUGGAAAAUGAGGGCAUCACCUACGUGCCCCGCUGGACUCCUUCCUCCCAUCCUCUGGUUCUGCCCGGGCCCAGCAGCCUCUCCGUCAGCCCACCCGACCUCACAAAGCACGCGAGCGCGGAGGCUGCGACCGUCUCACAGAACGCCGAACCCAAAGACGACGAUGCACAGGAUGUAAAGCAGGAGGGCGGAGCUCUGCAGGCAGACAGUCUGACAGAAAUCCUGGCUGGUACACCUGAAGACAAGCUGGAUGCAGACUACAUUAAACGUUACCUGGGUGACCUGACGCCCCUGCAGGAGAGCUGCCUGAUCAGACUUCGCAGAUGGCUUCAGGAGACACACAAGGGCAAAAUCCCCAAAGACGAACACAUCCUGCGUUUCUUGCGAGCCAGAGACUUCAACAUGGAUAAGGCGCGGGAGUUUAUGUGCCAGUCUCUCACCUGGAGGAAGCAGCACCAGGUGGACUACCUGCUGGAGACCUGGAAUCCCCCACAAGUUCUUCAGGACUUCUACACCGGAGGCUGGCACCACCACGACAGAGAUGGACGUCCUUUGUACAUCCUGAGACUGGGCCAGAUGGACACCAAAGGACUGGUGCGCGCGCUGGGAGAGGAGUCUCUGCUCAGACACGUGCUGUCCAUCAACGAGGAGGGUCUGAGGCGCUGUGAGGAGAACACCAAGGUGUUUGGGAGACCCAUCAGCUGCUGGACAUGUCUGGUGGACCUGGAGGGGCUGAACAUGCGUCACUUGUGGCGACCGGGGGUCAAAGCUCUGCUGAGGAUCAUCGAGGUGGUGGAGGCGAACUACCCCGAGACUCUGGGACGGCUGCUGAUCUUGAGAGCACCGAGAGUCUUCCCGGUCCUGUGGACACUGGUCAGCCCCUUCAUCGAUGAAAACACCCGCAAGAAGUUCUUGAUCUACGCAGGUAACGACUACCAGGGUCCUGGAGGUCUCGUGGACUACAUCAACAAGGAGAUCAUCCCUGACUUUCUAGGAGGAGAGUGUAUGUGUGAGGUACCAGAGGGCGGUCUGGUUCCCAAGUCCAUGUAUCGAACAGCAGAGGAGCUGGAGAAUGAGGACGUCCGACUGUGGACCGAGACGAUCUACCAGAGUGCCAGCAUCUUUAAGGGGGCUCCACACGAGCUCGUGAUCGAAAUAAUCGACGCCGCCUCGGUCAUCACCUGGGACUUCGACGUUUGCAAAGGUGACAUCGUCUUCAACAUCUACCACUCGAAGCGGGCCCCCCAGCCGCCACGUAAAGACCCCCUCGGAACCCACGCCAUCACCUCCCCGGGAGUCAACAACGUCCAGCUUAUCGAAAAGUCCUGGACUCUGGGUCAGGAUUACAGCAUGGUGGAGUCCCCCCUCACCUGCAAGGAGGGUGAGAGUGUGCAGGGCUCUCAUAUAACCCGGUGGCCCGGCUUCUACAUCCUGCAGUGGAGGUUCCACAACAUGCCGGCCUGCUCGGCCACCAACCUGCCCCGAGUGGACGACGUGCUGGCCACACUGCAGGUCUCCUCACACAAAUGUAAAGUCAUGUUCUACACUGAGGUGCUGGGCUCGGAGGACUUCAGAACGGCUUGCUGUGAUGUGCAGAGUUUGGGCUCGAUGACCAGCCUGGAGUCGAGCCACAGCGGCUUCUCUCAGCUCAGCGCAGCCACCACCUCCUCCAACCACUCCCAGUCCAGCUCCAUGAUCUCCAGGUAGAACCUGGGAACGGACCACCUCAGUCCCAGAAURCAUCACUCCACCGUCAUCGACCAGCCCCACCCCCCUGUGUCGUCUGUGGAAUUUACUGCACAAACUGAAGAGGAAGAGUUUUGAAACUGAGGCAAAAAAAAAAAAAAAAAAAAAAAAAAAAAAA